GCUGCUAUUGUUUUCAUUGAUUUAAACUAAGAAAGAAAACUAGAUUGUUACAACAAAAGAAUUAUCGUUAUAACUUAUAGAACUCAUUUUUCCGAAGUAAGAGAAAACAAUGAUAAAAUAUAAAUAUUAAACAAAAGUAGCGUUGGUUAUAUCUAUAUAUGAUCAGAUGCUCUGCUCCUCUAGUCUUGUUUAAGAAUGGGCAAUCUCUGCUCCUUCUGCCUACCUUGUCAAAGUGUAAAAAACAAAAUAAAACUUUCUCAACGGUUUUCAGAAACACCUAAUGCAGUUUGUGGAAUAGAGGAGGAUGUAGGACUAGGAGAAGGAUUAUUAGAAACGCAAUUAUAUUCUAAUGAGGAAACAAUUGUUCAGGCCCCUGUCCACCCAUCAAUAUCUCUCAAGUUUGACGGGAUGAUUGUGAAGGAUUUAUCCAACUCUGGUUCUAGUUCUACCUCUAGGACGGAGAAGAAGAGUUUAGCUCUCAAACUCUCCGGAACUCUCAAUAGGAAUAAUAGUGAGUCUAGAACCUUCUCCGAGUCUAAGAUCCAGCAGCUGUUUGAGAAGUAUAAGGACGAGACUGAAGAUGCAAUUCUUUCCGAGGGCGUCGAACAACUGUGUAUUGAUCUUCAACUAAAACCUGAUGAGUUCAAGGUUCUAGUCCUAGCCUGGAAGUUCGAGGCAGAGAUGAUGUGUAGGUUUACAAGACAGGAGUUUAUCAAAGGGUGUAAAGCUCUAAAGGUGGACACUUUGAAAGGAAUUCAGAAUAAGCUCCCAGAGAUAGCAGCUGCCAUUGUAAACGAUCAUGAACUUUUUAAAGAGCUUUAUAGGUUUACUUUUAAGUUUGGUUUGGAUCAAUCCAGCGGUCAGCGUAUACUACCAGUUGAUAUGGCCGUGAGUUUGUGGUUACUAGUUUUCAGUCAGCAGGAACCUCCGAUACUCAAGAGAUGGGUUUAUUUUCUAGAAAAACAUCCACAGGUUCGAGGAAUACCCCGAGACACCUGGUUUAUGUUUCUUAAUUUCGUCCAAAGUGUUGGAAACGACCUUACACAGUACGAUGACACUGAGGCCUGGCCGAGCCUUUUCGAUGAUUUUGUCGAGUUCGAAAAUGAUCAGUUGAAUCAGAACUCGAGUGCAAUGCUAGAUCUGAACAGGGAGAGUAGUCUUACACCUUCAUGAAGAAUUUCAUAAACAAGGAGAGAAUCUUUACAGAUCCUGAACAUAUUUAUGAACAAGGAUUGUGUCCAUGCAACUCUCUUAACCUGUUCAUGAACAAGGAAGAGAGGCUUCUAACUAUUCUGAACACUUUAAUGAAAAGUGACGGUAGUCCUGAAACGUUUAUGAACAAGGAUAUUAACAUCUUAACUCUCCGAAAAUGUUCAUAAGCGAUGGAGCGUGUUCAGUGUGUUAGGAUUGUUCAAAAACAGCGAUAUAUUAAGUGAAGUUUUUACAAAACUGUGGAUUCAAAUAGUUCUGAGUUUUACAAAAGUAUACAUAUACUCUAUGCUUAAAAGUGAUAAUGGCAAGUUACACAAUGUACACCGAGUACACCACACAGUAAGUGUACAGUUAGAAAAUAUCAAUACAAAGUGAAUUACACCAUUGUACUAUAUUGAGUUGACUGUAAACUGUAAACCUAUUUAAGUUCAAUGCAAUGCAUUAAAAUCAGUAAUUACUAAGUACGGUAAAAACUGGACACUUCUCUUGAGUUUGUCAGUCUAGACGAUCUUAUUACACGAUUUUAAAAAAACAAAUUAAUCACAAUAAUUCUUCACAAAUUGUUUGUAUUUAUCUUUCAUAAAUCUGACAAAGCUUGAAAAUUAAAAUCAUAUUUUUUCUCAUUUUUCUCACGUUUCGUUUAUUCUCUUAUUAAUAUGGAGAACAUUUGGCGAACUGAAAGGGACUGGAGACGUAACUUCAAGUGGUACUCCAUUUAUAGAGUUAAAUGUUCGAUUCACAUUUGACAUAUUUUUAAUUUGUGGCUUUUCUCUCAAUUGACUUGGGAUUUCCUGGGUCAGAAACAAUGGAGGAAAGUGUAAGAAUCAAACAAUUUUCAAGCUAGAAAAACGAAGAUAUUAUCCACUCUUGAUAUUACGCCGACAGUCCUUUAAAGAUUAUUUUUAUGACCCAAUGUGAUUUAAUGUUGGUGUGUAGUUAAACUUGCCAUCAACCUUUUCAUAAUUAAUUAGGAAAACUAAUUCGAUAUAUCUUGCAAAAUAUCUAGAGCAACCAUGUUGGAAGGGAAAAGAUACGACAGCUGACACGUGAUUGUCUAGACUACCACAAUUACAGGAAAUGGACACCAUUUCCUGUAAUUGCCCCAAACUUGCAUACAAAUUCUUGCGUGUUUUUAUCAAAGCUCAGAAUACUUAGUCUGUAAGAAUUAGGAAAAAUUACCAAACCUGCUCAACUGUCUGGGAACAAACCUUAAAAUUUAAUAUUUAUUAAUGUAGACCACCAAACUUUGUUUAAAUGUUGGGGUAAAAUUCAAUUUCUGUACACAUUUUUUAAAGAUAUUUUACGCUUAAUUGUAAUAAUUUUUUGUUUGGCUGUUGUUUAUGUUGAGGCAUGGAAUAAACAAAAUAAGGAGAGAACAAUGUACAGAAUAUAUUGUAAAUUGUACAUACAUUACAAUGUAUACUGCGUACAUGAAAAAUUAGCAUAUUUUUGAAUUUUUUUUUUCAUAAUUUGUGUAUAAAACUUAAAGACAUGAUUAAACUAGCCUACAGAGUAUCUAAAAAGUAAACAAUCUCAAAUUUAAAAAUUCUUACUGUUUCUUGGAAUCUUAACUGCCCAGUUUACAAUUCUAUCCAAUAUUGGACCUGAACCUGACUUUAGAUAAGCUUGUUUGUUUUUAGAAAAUCUUGGAAUCUGAUUACGCCUGAGGGCCUGACAAGUGACUAUUCGAAGAUUUCAAUUAAACGUUUUCUUUCAUUUUUCCCGCAUGUUUUAGAAUUAGAAUUUGGCCCAAUUUUAUUGUUUUGCUUAAACCAAUAAAAGCGAAGCUUUAAGGUAAGAAAUAGCCCUCUCUUUCCACGCUUAAAGGAAUGGUAUAAAAUUAAGCAAACACUAAAUCUUAAAUCACAUAUUCAAUUUCUAUACCUUCAUUCAUUUUUGAAUUUAAUCAACAUAUCCCUAAACCUAGAUUUCCAACACGCGCAGUUUUAUGCAAAAAAAUGCGGCAUAGUAUUUUGUUCAUUAAAUGUGUUAUGUAAAAAUACUAUUUGUAUCUAAUUUGGUUGAAAAACCAGACCUUUUUAAAUUUGGAAAAAUACUUCGACUUUUCAUAGAUAUUGUUACUUGUAGAUUUUGCUACCGAUUUUUUCAAUGUAAAACCUUAUGUAGAAUUAGUAGAAGCUCAACUACAAAACAGACCAUGAAACUCUCUGCUAGUUUAGUUACCACUAUGUCCUUAUAUAAACAUAAUUUAUUUGGACCCUUGAAGAAGGGGUUUGUUUUGUUUUUGUCUUCUUAAUGUAAAUGAAAUGUAUUGUGAUAAAGAAAUGAGUAAUUCAUCCUGAAUAAAUUGUUCUGAAAUAGACACCGAAAAUUU
Messenger RNA from Eurytemora carolleeae, 3547 nucleotides. Its product is annotated as DCN1-like protein 3. Lineage: Eukaryota; Metazoa; Arthropoda; Copepoda; Calanoida; Temoridae. Gene Ontology annotation, molecular function: ubiquitin-like protein binding; cullin family protein binding; ubiquitin conjugating enzyme binding. Gene Ontology annotation, biological process: protein neddylation; positive regulation of ubiquitin-protein transferase activity. The transcript has 8 exons. The record is from RefSeq and is a predicted model, not a curated record. Bases 196 to 1173 code for a protein of 325 amino acids. Gene Ontology annotation, cellular component: ubiquitin ligase complex.